Messenger RNA from Aspergillus campestris IBT 28561, 1333 nucleotides. RefSeq names its product TMEM53 family protein. The record is from RefSeq and is a predicted model, not a curated record. Lineage: Eukaryota; Fungi; Ascomycota; Eurotiomycetes; Eurotiales; Aspergillaceae. The coding region runs from base 362 to 1243 and encodes 293 amino acids. The transcript has a single exon.
GUCAUGGCCAGUUGGUUUUUCAUUCUGGUCUGGCAGCUUGACAUUGGGUGAGCAUCAAACAGCUAACAUUGGCCUAUUGUACUGGGUCAGGGCAUGGCACUAUGUAGUACUCUGUAGUGGAGAGGCUAAUCCAGAUCAUAUGAAAGCAGAGAUACCAUACAACAGAAGCACAUAUUAGACAUGGAUAUCUCAUGAAAGACAUGAUUUAUACAUUUAACCUCGGUGGCUACGAGAAGCUGCUUACCUUACUACGGCUUAUGGGAUCAGAUCACCCCCCAAUGCAUGCGGCGCAAACCAGCAACGCUACAACAUCCCCAGAGAGCAAUGACUCUCACCACUAGGAAAGCCAGCAAGCACCACCAUGGCAUCACAAACACCACUCCAGUCCCUCGCGCAAAACACCCAUCUAUAUGAGCCCCCAUCAGUCACAGACGCUACCCCCAACGAUCCAUCCCUCGUCAUCCUCUGCACAUGGCUCGGCGGCGCAACACCCCGCCGCAUCCACAAGUACAUCGAGGGGUACCGACAACAAUUCCCUAACACCUGCAUCCUCCUCAUAACCAGCAUCGUCCUCGACAUCACCAUCCGCACCAUCCACGCCCUCCGCGCCCGUCUUCAGCCCGCGCGCGACGCGAUCGCCCGUAUCCUCACCACCCACAAUGGCCGAGCCAACGUGACAUCCCCCAGCGGCGACAGCAGCAUCAGCAGCAGCAGCAGCAGCAUCCUGCUCCACAUAUUCUCCCACGGCGGCAGCAACACAGCAGUACAGCUCGCCCUCUCAUGGCACGAAGAGAACAACUACCCCCUCCCGCUGCGCGGGGUCAUCCUCGACUGCUCCCCGGGCGACACCACCUUCCGCCGCUCAUACAACGCCGCCGUGCUCUCUCUCCCCACCGAGACAACGCCUCAUAUCCAGUCCAUCGGCCGCGCCCUGCUGUACCCGACCAUCGCGACCGUGACGGUCCUCCAGCACCUGCACCUCAUGGCGUCUGUGCGCGAUCUGCGCCGCCAGCUGAAUGAUCCCGCUGUGUUUGGGGCGGGUGUUCCCCGGCUAUAUCUGUAUUCAGAGGCCGAUGAGAUGGUAGGUGCGCAUAAUGUGAGAUCGCAUGCGGUGGAUGCGAGGCGUGCCGGGUUUGCGGUUGAUGAGGUUGUGUUUCGGGAGGCGGAGCAUUGUGCGUUGGUUUUGGAGGAUGCGGGGAGGUAUUGGGGGGCUGUGAGGCGGUUUUGGGGGAGGAUUUGGUGAGGUGUGGGGAUGAGGGUGUGCAGGAGAUUCAGAUGAGGGCGGUUGAGGGGAGAGGGUGUAAAUUGUAGUUUGUAAAUAUGUGCUGUUGAG